This is a messenger RNA of Mastomys coucha (southern multimammate mouse), 4519 nucleotides long. It is a transcript of the gene Nyap2, whose product is annotated as neuronal tyrosine-phosphorylated phosphoinositide-3-kinase adaptor 2. The transcript is spliced from 8 exons. Bases 1045 to 3291 code for a protein of 748 amino acids. The record is from RefSeq and is a predicted model, not a curated record. Lineage: Eukaryota; Metazoa; Chordata; Mammalia; Rodentia; Muridae. Gene Ontology annotation, biological process: neuron projection morphogenesis; phosphatidylinositol 3-kinase/protein kinase B signal transduction.
CAGUAAUUGUGUGCAUGGCUCUGCUGUGCAGGGUGGGUGGAGGCAAAAUUGCUAUCAAAUAAGGGCAUCAAACUGAGAUCUGAGAGUUGCGUUUAAGUUGUUGCUCGUUUUUAUUAGCCCCACCAGAGUGAAAACCUUGUAACUUAAAUGUCUUCCAUACAAGAACAAUAAUCCUGAUCGAUUUAAAUUUUUUUCUCCAAAAAGACUGAUUUAGUGCUCCGUAGUGGAUGUAAAUGAAGAGGUUUCUUUAUCCUCAUUUUCUUUUAUUAUUGACAAGUCAGACUUUAGCUCAGUUAGAUAAAAGAGAGAGGUUCUGUUGUUUGGACUUGAGACCUUUAAUGAGGAUGAGAGCCCCUGGGGAGCCGAAAUCGGUUCUGCUUUGGGGGUUUCUUGCCAUUUCUUCAGUCGUUCCUUCCUUUCCAGUGGGCCUAGGGUGUGGGAACUAUCCAAGGUGCUAGGAUGCUGGCAGCUCUGCUGCUCAAUGCAGGCGGAUUGCAGAAGCUGAGGAGAGAGAUUACCGCUUAUUUGAGAAGAGCAUGAUCAAAUGAGGUACCUUAGCCAGCUUGGUGAUUGCUUCGGGUCUUGCAAUCAUCUGUGUAGCAAAGUGGGUAAAAAUCAUUCAGUUUCUUCCCUGCUGGACCUGGAAGGAGAGGGGUUGUGCGCUCAUCCCCACCCAUUAGCUAUGCCCUCUUUUCUCUGAAUGUCGAUUUAACGAAGCAAGCACCUGUCUUCUGCCACUGCAUCUUCCUUGCAAACUUUAAAAGGCAUUUUAUCCUAUAGAGAGAACAUCGAAAACCCUCUGAUCUCUAGUGAUGAAGAAUCUUGGAUUCGACACUUUUCACAUCCAGAUAUAAUGCACUUUAAUUGAAGAAAUACUGAACUGAACCUACAAGUCUCUUUCUUAUGGUGCUGGAUUACUCCUACCGAACUGCCCCGAGACCAGCCCUGAGAGAGGGCUCUGACAGACCCAACUCACCUCCUGACUAUUCCACUUAGUUCUCCCCCGGGGACUUAAUUUUUGUCUGCAGAAAGCAUCCCGUCUCCAUGAUACCUUCCAAGAUGAUGAGUGCUAAUCCUGAAGAAGACCCUUUGGACACUUUUUUCCAGUAUAUUGAGGAUAUGGGAAUGAAGGCCUAUGAUGGCCUGGUUAUUCAAAAUGCGUCCGACAUUGCUCGUGAGAAUGAUCGCUUGAGAAAUGAGACAAACCUGGCUUACCUGAAGGAGAAGAACGAGAAACGUAGACGACAGGAAGAAACAAUCAAACGCAUAGGAGGAGAAGUAGGGCGAGGCCAGGACGCCAGCUACGCGGGCAAGCAUUUCCGCAUGGGGUUCAUGACAAUGCCUGCACCUCAGGACAGACUCCCACAUCCCUGCUCCAGUGGCUUCACAGUGCGAUCUCAGUCCCUGCACUCCGUCGGGGGCACUGAAGAUGACAGCAGCUGUGGAUCACGGAGACAACCACCUCCCAAGCCCAAACGAGACCCCAGUACUAAGCUUAGCACCUCAUCUGAGACAGUCAACAGCACUGCAGCCAGUAAGAGUGGGAGAUCGCUGGAGAGAGCAGAAGGUAAAUUCACCGUGCCCGCUUCCCAUUCACCUCCAAGGGCUUCAGCUUCAGGACACCUGUUUCCUUCCCCUGGGUCCCAGGACAGAAACAUCAAGGUGUCUGCCAAGCCAAGACCCCACAGUGACGAAUAUUCAAAGAAAAUUCCUCCUCCAAAACCGAAACGGAAUCCUAACACUCAACUUAGCACGUCUUUCGAUGAAACCUACAUCAAAAAGCAUGUGCCAAGGAGAACCUCUCUCCCACGAGAUUCAUCCCUGUCCCAGGUCUGCAGUCCCGCGGCAGACCCUGAAGAAGAGGAGCCUGUGUACAUCGAGAUGGUGGGGAACAUUCUCAGAGACUUCAGGAAGGAAGAAGAUGACCAGAGCGAGGCUGUGUAUGAGGAGAUGAAAUAUCCCAUUUUCGACGACCUGGGCCAUGACUCCAAAUGUGACUUUGAUCAUCACAGUUGCUCUUCGCAGUGUGCUACUCCCACGGUGCCUGACCUGGACUUCGUCAAGUCUUCAGGACCAUGUAAUCCCAAGGGUCUGCUUUGUGACAUACCCCCGCCCUUCCCCAACUUGCUUUCUCAUAGACCACCCCUGCUGGUGUUCCCACCGGCCCCAGUACACUGCUCUCCCAACUCCGAUGAGUCUCCGCUGACCCCUCUGGAGGUCACAAAGCUUCCUGUAUUGGAAAAUGUGUCUUACAUGAAACAACCACCUGGAGCAUGUCCAUCCUCACUGCCAUCUCACAGCUCCAGCCAUGCUAAAGACCAGACAGGAGCCUUGGGUCCUGCUCCUGGAGCAUCCAUUCUCUCUUCUUCCCCUCCACCUCCAUCCACUUUGUACAGAACCCAGUCUCCCCAUGGCUAUCCAAAAAGUCAUUCCACCUCCCCGUCCCCUGUCAGCAUGGGGAGGUCCCUGACGCCCUUGAGCCUCAAGAGGCCUCCCCCUUAUGAUGCUGUGCAUUCCGGCAGCCUCUCAAGGAGUUCUCCCUCAGUGCCUCACAUGACCCCAAGACCCGUGUCGCAAGAUGGGGCCAAGAUGGUGAACGCUGCGGUGAACACCUACAGCGCUGCGCAGAGUGGUUCCAGGUCCAGGACACCCACCAGUCCUUUGGAGGAGCUCACCAGCCUCUUUACCUCAGGGCGGAGCCUGCUGCGGAAGUCAUCCAGUGGCCGAAGGUCCAAAGAGCCAGCAGAGAAAUCCACAGAGGAGCUGAAAGUUCGAAGCCACAGCACGGAGCCGUUACCAAAGUUGGACAGCAAAGAGAGAGGUCAUCAUGGAGCAUCUUCGUCUAGAGAGCCAGUGAAAGCUCAAGAAUGGGAUGGAACCCCAGGUCCACCUGUGGUCACCAGCAGAAUGGGCAGAUGUUCUGUGAGCCCCACCUUGUUGGCAGGAAACCACAGUUCAGAACCUAAAGUAAGCUGCAAGCUAGGCCGGUCUGCAUCUACAUCAGGAGUUCCUCCUCCAUCAGUCACUCCUCUCAGGCAAGCAAGUGAUCUGCAACAGAGCCAGGUGGCAUGCAUGCAGUGGUUUCAUGGAGACCAUACAAUGCUUGAGAUGAUUGAGAAAAAGCGUUGCUUGUGCAAAGAAAUAAAAGCUAGACAGAAAACGGAAAAGGGCCUUUGCAAACAGGAUAGCAUGCCAAUCCUACCGAGCUGGAAGAAGAAUGCAGGAGCAAAGAAGUACAGUCCUCCGCCAUAUUCUAAACAGCAAACGGUAUUCUGGGAUACUGCCAUAUGAGUGUGUGCUGGCAUGAGAGCCACGCUGCUUAAUUCAAGGGAGGUCGACUUGGUCUUGUGAUAAUUAAUUGUUCCAUAUAUUCUUUGUUGAUGUGGAAUCCCACAGGAAGCUGUGAGUACUGUGGCACACCCAAGAUAAAAUGUGUUUGUUCUUGAAGUUAAAGGCACACUUACUUAUCCUGGAUUAUUUUGAAUCCAGAAUAUAUUAAAUUGUAAAUAUUUUGCUAGUUUAUGAGUGACACCUGAAAUAAUAAUCAUUAUACAUAUUUAAGUUUCAGAAACAUCAGAAAAGUUUAUUAGAUGAUAUAAUUUGGUAUGAACUGCUUUGUUAUCUCUUUUAUAUGUAACCCCCUGGAUGCCUUUUCUUAUUAAUUUUUGCAUUUAAAAUGUCUUUGUCCUCCUACCCACAUUUGGCUUCUAUAGAAGAGCUCACAGGUAUAAGUCCUAUUUAAAUACAUAAUAUGUGAUCUGGUGCUAGCAAUUCAGAAGUUGAAUAUCCUGUUUGUAAAGAUUAUCUGCUGCUUUCUAAGUUUGUAAGGGAUUAAUUGGGAGUGAAUGAAAGUAUGACAUCAGUCUGAAUGCCCAUGUUACAUGGACAGUCUUUCCUAUAGUGACUUCAUAAGGAUUUCAUUCAUACCAUUGCGUCUGCACUUAGUAUUAGCAAGUCAGACUACAGAGAAAAGUAGAAGGAUACAUUGAGACAUUGCAGCAGCAAACAUUCCUUCAGAAAUGAGGUUUAGGGAUGUGUGUGUGUCCUUGCAGCAUGGAUCUGAUUGGAGGAGACCAGGGUUCACUGUGACAUUGGAAGUAACAAAGAUUCAAAACUGUAAGAGCCCAGCUGUUUUCAAAAAAGGGGAAGAAGAGGCAUUAUAGACACAAUGUUUUUAAGUAAUAUUUUACAGGCAUGGUUUUCCAGAAGAAAUAAAGAAAUAAACAUUCAACUUACCAAUUUGCAUAUUUUAGUAUAUUCCAUGCCAACCUUCCUCAAAAUUUAAGUCCAUUUAUGGAAAAGUAUUUCUUGCCAAUCUUUUAAAGUUAAUUAUUACACGCUGGGGUCAUGAUCUUCUGUGCAUAACUAUUGUACCCAUUCUUACUGAUUAUGACACCAUGACCAAAGAAUUAUGACCACUUCAUUAUUUUAUUUUGUUUUAAGGAAGAAAUAGGAAAUGCAGGGGAUAAAGGAUAGGGUGGACUCAACUUUAUGUGGUGGUAAAAUUUAAGUUAAGAAA